GAUGAGGGGAUCCGCGGUGUCCCCUUGCCCCAGGGCAGCCGGCAUGGAGCCCUGUCAGCCCUUCCUCCGGCACGGCGUUCCGCUGGAGGCGGCGAUGCCUUGGGAAGCGGCUUUCUGGGGGGGGUCCGCCGCAGGCCUCACACCCUCCUGGGGCUGCCGGGGGCCCGAAGGUGGCAGGGAGAGCUGUCACCUGGAACUGGGCCGCUUGUCCACCCCUCGCCGGGGCUGGGUCGGCCCAAAAGGGCACCCCGGGACAGGUGUGGACUUCUCGGGCUUCCCUCCGGCCCGCGGAAAGGCCGAGCUGAGCAGGGCCCAUGGCCCGGCUCUGGGGCACCCCGUGGCAUGGCUGCGGGGUGCCUGAUGGCCUGGCUCUCGGGCCCCCCAUGGCUUGGCUCUGGGGCGCCCAGCAGCUCAGCAGAAGCCCAGGAUGUAGGAGCUCUGCCUCCAAAGGAGGGGGUCAACAGCAGCCUGUCCAACGAUGAGCUCCUCCUGGAAGACUUGGAGACGGAAGGAGAGAGGCAGCUGAAGAGCCUCCUUCACCAUCAGCUCGAUACCACUGUAUCCAUCGAGCAGUGCAAGUCAAAGCGGAGAUGCUUUGCCCCUGCAGCUUUCUACAAGCCUUUUGGGGAAGAGGCUGCAGGGGCUUUGACCUUGUCGCAGUUCCAGGCCCUGCAGGAGAGCAACAAAGAAACUGCCUCUCUCCGGGAACUGGGGCUCUCCGAUUCGGAGAUCCUGCUCUGGAAGAACCGGGCAUCAACAGGGAAGGGCUCUGGUCUGGGAGCAGCCCCGGAGGCCACGCAGGACCGACUCCAUGCCAUCCAGGAGAAGAUGGAAGAGCGUCAGCGCAUACUCGCUCUGCCCCAGAGGUUUGCUGGCAGCAAGCAGCUGAGCCGGCGGGAGAUGGAGAUUGAAAAUGCCCUCUUUCAGGGAACAGACCGCCACUCCUUCCUCCGGGCACUCUACCAUGAAGAUGAUACUCAGAAGAGGGUAACAGAUGAAAAGGACCCCAUGGUUCAUCUGGACAGCGUCUACCAAGAGCUGCUGAGCAAAAAGUGUCCUGAAGAAGUCCAGCCUACCAAGAGUGAGCCAUGCUUGUGCCCUUCCCUAGCCCCGCAUGGGCCCGUAGCUGAGGAACCAUCGCUUCCAGACCAGGAAGAGCAGGCAGAACAGGCAAGAAGUCCCAGCCUUUCUGCAACAAGGCCCAACCAGUCCCCUCCAACACUGACAAUUAUCAAAGAGCCUGUAGAGUUUGUCCCAGAAGAGGAGAUCUGCAAGAACCGUCUCUCAGAGGAAGAACUCCGGAAUAUACCCAGGUUCUCGUCCUACCAUCCUGGGGAGCCCAACAAGGUGCUGUAUUUGAAGAACCUGGGCUCUCGAGUGACGAUGAAGGACCUGGUGUCCUUGUUUGCUCGGUUCCAGAAAGAGGACAGCCCACCGAUCCAGUUCCGCCUCCUGAGCGGCCGUAUGAGGGGUCAGGCUUUCAUCACCUUCCCUGAUAUUCAGUCGGCCCAGGACGCCAUGCUGUUGGUGAACGGGUACAAUCUGCAGGGGAAGCCACUGGUGAUUGAAUUUGGGAAAAGCAAGGGGCGUUUGCCAGAGGCUGACUCUGCCAUCCCCUGCUCCUCGGCUGGAGAGAAUCCCCCUGCCACGUAAGGCGUGGAUAGCCAGGAACCUCGUGGAUUUGCACGGGCCAUGGGAACUCCUUGGUUGUAACUGGGACAGUGCGGGACUGUUGGGAGUUAACAUGCAGCUCCAUAGAUCUCAAAGCGGGGAAGAGAGAGCUGGGGACUAAGCUCUUCCUGGAGAGAGAUGGGCAGUGUCUUUACACUGUUGGAUGUACUGGCUUUUUCCUCCUGUUCUACACGUGUGUCUGCCUUCUCAGCCCUUUGUGGCAAGCAGGGAGGGAGGAAGCCAUAUAAAUAAAUGUAUUUAUUGUGAUAUUUCCUUA
Chroicocephalus ridibundus (black-headed gull) is the source of this 1948-nucleotide messenger RNA. It is a transcript of the gene RBM41, whose product is annotated as RNA binding motif protein 41. Gene Ontology annotation, biological process: mRNA splicing, via spliceosome. Gene Ontology annotation, cellular component: U12-type spliceosomal complex. The transcript is spliced from 7 exons. The coding region runs from base 343 to 1653 and encodes 436 amino acids. Gene Ontology annotation, molecular function: pre-mRNA intronic binding; U12 snRNA binding. Lineage: Eukaryota; Metazoa; Chordata; Aves; Charadriiformes; Laridae. The record is from RefSeq and is a predicted model, not a curated record.